This is a messenger RNA of Pipra filicauda (Wire-tailed manakin), 4686 nucleotides long. It is a transcript of the gene VILL, whose product is annotated as villin like. Gene Ontology annotation, molecular function: phosphatidylinositol-4,5-bisphosphate binding; actin filament binding. The coding region runs from base 574 to 3177 and encodes 867 amino acids. The transcript has 21 exons. Lineage: Eukaryota; Metazoa; Chordata; Aves; Passeriformes; Pipridae. Gene Ontology annotation, cellular component: actin cytoskeleton; cytoplasm. Gene Ontology annotation, biological process: cytoskeleton organization; actin polymerization or depolymerization; barbed-end actin filament capping. The record is from RefSeq and is a predicted model, not a curated record.
ACCCAGUUCGGCCUUGCAGGGAGCUGAGGAGCAGGAACCUUCCCUGAGCACUUUCCCCCUCGGAACAGCUUUGCCAAAAUUCGGGACAGUCGGAGCCAGAGGCUGGAGCUGGAACUCUUAGUCCCAAGAGUUACGGUGGCACUGAGCAGCCCCACACCUUGCUUUGUCCAGCAGAGACUGAGAAAAGGAGGGGGGGGGAAUUCCUCCUGUGCCCUUUUAAAUCUGGACAAAACAGGUUUUUAAUGAAAGCAGCACUUAAUCAUUACUGCCCUGUGAAUUCAGAGCUGGUGGAUAUUUGAUGCAAACAGAGAGUUGGUUGAAACUCUCCCGUACCGGCUCCCUCUUUGUCCCCCCUUGAGCCUGGGAAUGGGUGUGAUCUCCGAGUAGGAGUGUCUCUGCGGUUAAGUAGAGGAUUGAAUUACCGAACACUGCUGUUCCCGAGCUGACAAGGUAGCAGAGCAGCGAACAAAAAGUGCCUUGAAACUAGGCAAAGAGGAGAGAAGGCGCUGGGUUUGGUGGAGAAGGGAGACCUGUGAGGACACUGUGCACUUUCCAGCAAGCUCAGACCGCAGGAUGACAGACGGUGACACAAAUCUCCCAACCAUCGAGAGGAAGCUGGGACUGCAGAUAUGGGGCAUAGAGAAUAUGAAGAUGGUUCCUGUACCUGAAAAGGCUUAUGGGACCUUUUUUGAAGGAGACUGUUACAUCAUUCUGCAUACCAAAAGAACCUCUCGUGGCACCGCUGUGGAUUUGCACUACUGGAUUGGGAAGGAUUCCUCCCAGGAUGAGCAGGGGGCUGCAGCCGUGUACGUCACCCAGCUGGACAACGCGCUCGGGGGGAGCCCUGUGCAGCACCGGGAGGUCCAGGGACAUGAGUCUGAGACCUUCCAGAGCUAUUUCCGCAACGGCAUCAUCUACAAGAAGGGAGGAGUGGCUUCAGGAUUUAAGCAUGUGGAGACCAACAUGUACAACAUCAAGCGCCUUCUCCAUGUCAAGGGGAAGAAGCACGUGUCAGCCACAGAGGUAGCGCUUUCCUGGGACAGUUUCAAUAAGGGUGAUGUUUUCUUGCUGGACCUUGGGAAAGUGCUGAUUCAGUGGAAUGGACCCAGCUGCAGCAUUGCUGAGAAAUCCAGGGGUCUGGCGCUGGCUCGUAGCAUCAGGGACAGCGAGAGGGGCGGCCGUGCUCAGAUUGGCAUCAUUGACAACGAGAAGGACUCCCCAGACCUGAUGCAGAUCAUGAGGAUGGUGCUGGGAGAGAGGCGUGGGGAGCUCCGAGAUGCCAUCCCGGACACGAAGGCGGAUGAGCUGCAGAAAGCGAACGUCCGGCUCUACCACGUCUAUGAGAAGGACAAUGACCUGGUGGUACAGGAGAUCGCCACCCGGCCCCUGACACAGGAUCUGCUCCAGCACGAGGACUGCUACAUUUUAGACCAAGGUGGUUUCAAAAUUUACGUCUGGAGAGGAAAAGCCUCCAGCCCAGAAGAGAAAAAAGCAGCCUUCACCCGAGCUGUGGGUUUUAUCCAAGCCAAAGGCUAUCCUUCAUCCACCAACGUGGAAGUGAUCAAUGACGGGGCGGAGUCAGCCAUGUUCAAACAGCUCUUCCAGAGGUGGACGGAAAAGAACGAAACACAGGGGCUGGGAAAAGUCUACACUACUGGAAAAAUUGCCAAGGUGGAGCAGGUGAAGUUUGACACCACUCAGCUCCACGCCAGGCCAGAGCUGGCUGCUGAGCAGAGGAUGGUCGAUGACGCCUCCGGGGAGAUCGAGGUGUGGAGGAUUGAGGACUUGCAAAUGCAGCCAGUGAAUCCCAAGACAUACGGGCAGUUCUACGGGGGCGAUUGCUACCUGGUGCUGUACACCUACCUGAGAUCAGGCAGGCCCCACUAUGUCCUCUACAUGUGGCAGGGCCGCCACGCCUCUGUGGAUGAAAUCACUGCCUGUGCCCUCAAUGCCAUCGAGCUGGACAAGAAAUAUGGGGACGAGGCCGUGCAGGUGCGGGUGACGAUGGGAAAGGAGCCCAGACACUUCCUGGCCAUCUUCAAGGGCAAGCUGGUCAUCUACGAGGGUGGCACCAGCCGGGCUCAGAAAAGCGCUCCCGAGCCAGCGAUCCGCCUCUUCCAGGUGAGGGGCACGGAUGAGGUGAACACAAAGGCCACAGAGGUGCCAGCCAGAGCCUCCUCCCUCAACUCCAACGAUGUCUUCCUGCUGACCACCAGCCAAGUCUGCUACCUGUGGUGUGGGAAGGGAUGCAGCGGAGAUGAGCGGGAGAUGGCAAAGAUGGUAGCUGACAUCGUUUCCAGACGGGACAAGCACACCAUUUUGGAAGGACAAGAGCCGGCAGAGUUCUGGGAAGCUCUGGGAGGCAAAGCACCUUAUGCCAGUGAAAAGAGGUUCCAAGAGCAGAUCACACACUAUCAACCUCGCCUCUUCGAGUGCUCCAACCAGACGGGCCGGUUCAUCAUGACAGAGGUGGUGGGCUUCUGCCAGGAGGACCUGGAUGAAGAUGAUGUCAUGCUGCUGGACACAUGGGAAGAGAUUUUCCUUUGGGUUGGCAAAGCCUCCAACGAAUACGAGAGGAAGGAGGCCAUUGCCUCAGCUAAGGAGUAUCUCAAGACCCAUCCGGCAGGGAGAGACUUGGCAACCCCGAUAAUCCUGGUGAAGCAGGGCUACGAACCCCUCAACUUCACAGGGUGGUUCAACGCUUGGGACCCCUACAAAUGGAGCGAUGGCAAGUCCUAUGAGGAGAUGAAGAACAGCUUGGGAGACGUGUCGGCUAUAUCUGAGAUCAAAGUGAAUGAGACUGCUGACCUUAACAACAUCAGCCUGAACAAGAGGACCCUCAGCGUGACCAACUUGGCCAGUUCAAGCAAUCCAAAUGCUUCCUCCGAGUAUAAAUCCCACUUCAACCACAGUGACAGUAACAGCUACAGCAACAGCAGCAACUACAACAGCAACAGCAGCCCUUCCCUGAUGCCCAAUGGUGAAGGAGUUUACUCCCGAGAGGUGCUGAUGAACAGGACGGUGGAUGAACUUCCAGAGGGCGUGGAUCCCACUAGAAAAGAGUUCUAUCUCUCUGAUGCCGAUUUCCACGAUAUCUUUGGGAAGUCCAAGGAGGAGUUCUACCAGAUGCCCAAAUGGAAGCAGCAGAAUGAGAAGAAACAGUGUGGACUCUUCUGAGACCACAGGGGCCAUCCAGCAUCCAGUGACUCUGGGACUAACCCUCGCCCUCUUAGGAGCUGCAGGGAAGAAGUGCAGGCAUUUGCUCAGUGAACCCAACCCAACGUCCCAACCAGGCCCAGCUCCAACGCAGUUAUCCCAGCAGCCACUGCUCAGGGGAUGGCUCCUUCCUGCAAACCCAGAAUGCUAGGAGGCGAAACCUUUUGCUGGAACAGCUUGGCAGGAUGUUUUUGCCUCUUCCCGACACUUUAUUGCUGAUAGCCACGAAGACAAGUGUGUGCCACACAACUGUAUUGUAGCCUCUUCUUUCAUUUGCCUUUUGCAAAUCACCAUGUGCACAAGGUCAUGAUAUCCCUUCAUUUGUAGAAGUUUAAAAUUAGGCAAGACAAAGGCCAUUUGCAGCUGCUGUGUAAACGCUGGGUGGGGAAAGGAGGGGGAAGCCCUAAGAGGAUAGAGGGGGGAGCCUUGAGGCCGGGAAAAAGGUAAUGGAGUAGCCAGAUGUCCAAUGGAGUAGUCCAUGGAGUGACACCAGACAGUUCUUCCCCUUCUCACCUUGUAGAAAAACUACCCACCAAAGAACAGCAAGAAUCAGUUGUAGACUAACAGGCAUAGAUACCCCAGGGCAGGUAAAACAUGUGGGAACCUGGUUUGGAAAAAAAAGCACUUAUUACAAAUAUAUUUAUUAGCUGAUCUAUUUCAAGGGCUAGGUACAAAUGCUGAUUUUGUCUGCCAUGCGAGACUCUAUCUACUUUUUCCUCAUUCAGACAGCAUCUGCAAUCUCACCUGGCCUCCCUGAGCACAGCCAGGUGAAUGUGAGAGUCCACCUGCCCAAAGACCAGAGGCUUGAGGAAGCCAGGAGGGUUUUGGGUAUAUCCUGAGGCAGAGCUUGUCCUGCUGAAGGUUUUAUCAGGGCUCCAUCCCUGUGAUGCCCAUGGGGCUGAGGGGUGCCUGGUCCACACUGUGGGCUCUGACUGGGGAGGGUGGCAGGAAAUGUGAGAGUGAUCAGUGAUUAAGGGAUACAACUGUAACCUAAAGGAAGAAACACCUGUUUAAAAACUCAGACAGUGUGGUUUUGCAGCUUUACUCCAUUUCCAGCCUGACCAGUAAUUCCAAAUAAACAUCCAGCAGCAGCACUUUUAAGUGUCCUUGAUCAGCGUGUGGGGUAGGAUGGCAGUAGACAAAAGCUCUGCAGUGCUACAGAUCCUUCAGACACCUGGUCAUCAAUGGAAUUCUGGAUUUUUUUGAAAAAAAAAGAACUGAGGAAAUGGAGCCCCUUCUGUUCCCAGACACCACACCCAGGACAGUUUGUCUCCCCACGCCCGUGCCUUCUCCUGAAGCCUCCCAUUGCCCAUGAGCAGCAGUGCCUGACUGCCCACCCCUGCUGCGGGGGUGUGGGGAUGGAGCUGAGGAGCUGCAGGCUCCUCAUUGAGGAGGAGCAAAGAGCUCUUACUCAAAACCCAGGACCAUUGCACUGAAGUGUCACCAGCUGGUUGGGCUGGAGCCGGGACC